GUUUCGGGACCAGAACAAACAAUCGAAGGAGAAAAAAAGCUCUGCUUUAGCUUUGACCAUUCCUCUCUCUCUCUCUAACACACACACACUAUCUCUCUCUCUCUCUUGUCCAGAAGCGGAGACCCAGUAAAUUUUUAUUAUCAAGCAUCUCUUUCGCAUCUCUCUCUCUCCACAGGUAUCAGGAGGAGGCUAUGUGAGGUGAUCCUUUUCAACAGUGCUCUUUUUCACUCUAAAAAGCAUAGCUUGAAGCUGGGUUCAGAAUAUUUGAGAUUUAGAUUGAUCUAUAUUGUGAUUGUAGAAAGCUAUAAUGAAACUGCAUUUGAGGUAGAGGAGAUUAUAUGCUGCAUUGUUGAUGGAUGCAAUAUGGUUAAGAGAAUGGGAGCUGAGCAAUGGAUUUUUUUAAUCUGUUCUGUAUGAAUUGUCUUUGUUUCCUCUGAUGGCCUCAAAAACUGUUGCCAGGCCUUCCCCAGAACAGCGGCAAAAAGGUGUUAGUGACUGUCGAAUAGUAGAGGCAGAUAGUCAGGGGCCUUUGCCUUCACUGGUCUCAAAGACAGGCAAACCCAAGCUGGUUGCUCCUGAACAACUAAUAGAAUCUGGACAUAUUACAACAAAGCAGGUCACUGUAGAAGCCUUGGGUAGUAAAAGAUCGCCAAAUUCUAAUAAGAAAGGGCCUAUCGAUUCAUUAACUAGUAAAUUUGAUCCAAAUAUUUCAUCACCUGGUGUUGAACAAGUGUCAACAGUAGUAAGUACUGCAAUAAAUGACACUAGAAGCUCGUUGGAAGUAUCUGUUGAUCAAGAAAAAAAAACAUCUGGGACCCAUGGAAGCGUGAAGAAUAGUUCUGUUUCUGCCAAAGUUAGUGAUGGGACCAGUAGUCUUCCAAAAACCAGUGGAAGUGCCAAGAUUAGUGAUCGUGCUGAUUUUGUUGAGAGUGGGAAGAGCAGCUUGUAUAGAGGCAGCACAAGCAGUGAUGUGAGUGAUGAGAGCAGUUGUAGCAGCUUUAGUAGCACUAUUAAUAAGCCCCAUAAAGCAAAUGAUUUGGGAUGGGAAGCCAUCCAAGCUGUACGAGCAAGAGAUGGGGUCUUGGGUUUGAGCCAUUUUAGACUGCUGAAGAGAUUGGGCUGUGGUGAUAUUGGGAGCGUCUACUUGGCAGAGUUGAACGGAACGAAGUGUUAUUUUGCAAUGAAAGUUAUGGACAAAGCGGCUCUAGCAAGUCGUAAGAAGCUUCUUCGAGCUCAGACAGAGAGAGAGAUACUGCAGUCUCUGGACCACCCGUUCCUUCCAACUCUAUACACCCACUUCGAGACGGAAAAAUUUUCGUGUUUGGUGAUGGAGUUCUGCCCAGGAGGAGACUUGCACACUCUUAGGCAGAGGCAGCCAGGGAAACAUUUUUCUGAGCAGGCAGUAAAAUUUUAUGUAUCAGAGGUCCUCCUAGCUCUGGAAUAUCUCCACAUGCUUGGGAUCGUUUAUCGUGACCUUAAGCCAGAAAAUGUCCUUGUGAGGGAAGAUGGACACAUAAUGCUCUCCGACUUCGACCUUUCCCUUCGGUGUGUGGUUAGCCCGACUCUGGUGAAGACAUCAUCUCUUGAGUCAGAACCUCUUCGAAAGAACCCAGUUUAUUGUGUCCAACCUGCUUGCAUUGAACCUUCCUGCAUUCAGCCGUCCUGUGUAGUACCCACAACUUGCUUCUCUCCCCGUUUCUUCUCUAGCAAGUCCAAGAAGGAGAGGAAGCCAAAAAACGAAGUCGGGAACCAAGUUAGCCCAUUACCUGAGCUCAUGGCUGAGCCAACCAGCGCUCGGUCUAUGUCAUUUGUUGGGACCCAUGAGUACUUGGCACCUGAAAUUAUCAAAGGUGAAGGACAUGGGAGCGCUGUGGAUUGGUGGACUUUUGGGAUUUUCCUAUAUGAACUAUUAUUUGGUAAAACUCCAUUUAAGGGAUCUGGUAAUCGAGCCACAUUGUUCAAUGUUGUUGGGCAGCCUCUUCGAUUUCCCGAGUCUCCUGUUGUCAGUUUUUCUUCUAGGGAUCUGAUAAGGGGGUUGCUUGUAAAAGAACCACAGCACAGAUUGGCAUAUAAAAGAGGGGCAACUGAGAUUAAGCAACACGCUUUUUUUGAAGGCGUGAAUUGGGCAUUGAUACGCUGUGCUACCCCUCCAGAGAUUCCCAAGCCCGUUGAGUUUGACAGAAUACCAGCACCAGUGGCAUCAACAAGUGAAAAGACUGCUGUUGCUGCAGCUGCUCCUGAUCAAAAGAAUGCCGAUAAUUACCUGGAGUUUGAUUUCUUCUAGUUAUUACUAGUACUUGACUGCAAGUUGUUUUUAUUAAAGGAAACAAUUAUUCUGGAUGUUCAGGGAUUGUUAGUGGUGAGGAUGGAGUGUUCUUAUUGAUGGAUGAUGAGAACAGUAUGUUGUUACUGCCUGUAAAAGUUUCAGAUCUUUAUUGCAUAAUUAUUGCUUAAACUUCAA
Messenger RNA from Cornus florida, 2461 nucleotides. RefSeq names its product serine/threonine-protein kinase D6PKL2. Gene Ontology annotation, biological process: protein phosphorylation. Lineage: Eukaryota; Viridiplantae; Streptophyta; Magnoliopsida; Cornales; Cornaceae. The record is from RefSeq and is a predicted model, not a curated record. Gene Ontology annotation, cellular component: cytoplasm; nucleus; plasma membrane. The coding region runs from base 437 to 2284 and encodes 615 amino acids. Gene Ontology annotation, molecular function: protein serine/threonine kinase activity; ATP binding. The transcript has 4 exons.